Prorocentrum cordatum is the source of this 2468-nucleotide messenger RNA. NCBI's taxonomy places the organism in Eukaryota, Dinophyceae, Prorocentrales, Prorocentraceae. The record is from the annotation of a GenBank genome assembly.
AGUCACAGCCGUUUUGGCUCAGGCCCGUGUGUGGGCGAGCGGAGCUCUGGGAGGGCUGGACAUGGCUCCCGCCCAGACUGCGGCGGAAGAGGCCGAGGCCGCGCUGGAGGAGGACCUUCCCGAUGAGGUGUCGAAGGAGGAGAUCCAGCGGCGACUCGACCUGGCAGACGAUGUGCACAUUGAGACUCUCAACGAGGCGUCCCUGAAGAGGAUGGUGCUGCAGUUCGAGCGGAAGGUCAAGGUGAACCAAGAGUUGCGAAUAAAGCACGCGGAAGAGCCAGACAAAUUCCUCAAGAGCGAGGUGGAUUUGGACGAGGAAGUCAAGAGAUUCACACAGCUCGCCACGCAUCCCGAACUGUACGCAGAGUUCAUCAAGCUCGGCGGUCACAAUGCAUUAAUCGGCCUGCUCAACCAUGCGAACACUGACAUCGCAGUAGAUGUCUUCGAGGUGCUCAGCGAACUGACGGACCCAGAUGUAAUAGCGGAGGUCGAAGCCCCCGAGGCUUUUGUCACGUCGCUCUAUGAGGCUCACCUCUGCCAGAUGGCCGUUGAUUGCCUCCUGCGCAUCAACGAGGAGGCCAGCGACGAGGACGCUCAGGCUGUCACGAAUUGUCUCACCAUGGUGGAGAAUCUUGCUGGAGUCAGCCCGACGGAGAGCUGCGACCGAUUCUCCAAGAUUCCAAAGUUUCUGCCCUGGCUCAUCAAGCGGGUGCGCGCUCAGGGCGACGUCGAUUACAACAGGGUCUACGCCUCUGAGAUCCUGGGGAUCAUCCUGCAGAACUCCUCGUCUAGCCGGGAGGCGAUGGUGAAGCUGGAGGGGGUCGAUAAGCUCCUGCGCGGCAUCGCUGCGUACAGGAAGCGCGACCCCUCGGACAGCGAGGAGUCGGAGUUCGUGCAGAACAUGUUCGACUGCCUCUGCUCGCUGAUGUUGAUGCCGGUCCACCAGGUGGCUUUUGGCAAGUUGCAGGGUCUGGAGUUGAUGAUCCGCAUGAUGCGCGAGCACGUGUUCAGCUCGCCGCUCGCCUUGCGCCUAGCCGACCACGCGGUCCGGCACUGCGCCGCGAACUGCGAGAUCUUCGUGGACAAGCUGGGCCUGAAGGUGAUCUUCGCGAUGUUUAUGAAGAAGGGCCCGAGGCAGAAGGCCAAGGCUGCGCAGCGAGAGAGCGAGGAGCACGUCCUCUCCAUCAUCCAGUCGCUCUGCCGCUACUGCUCCGGCACCGCCGUGGCGCGCGUGCUCAACAAGUUCACUGAGUGCAGGUUCGAGAAGCUGGAGCGCCUGCUGGAGAUUCACGAGGAGAUGGCGGAGGCCGUGCGGCGGGCGGACCACGCGAGGGCGCAGGGCCAGAUGCAGGCUAUCGACAGGGAGUUCGAGGUCGACGAAGAGGAGCAGCUGUUUUUGGAUCGGUGCGACGCUGGACUCUUCACCUUGCAGCAGGCGGACCUGAUCCUCGUGCGGCUGGCGAACAUGGGCAACAGAGAGGCAACCGAGGAGAUCGGGAAGCUCAUGGACGCGAAGGGAGUGCCCCUGUCCGAGGUCGUGGAAACAAUUGCGGAGUAUUGUACACACCUCGACGAUUCCGCCGAGGAGGAACGGUCAGAGAUUCAAGCCUUUCUGAAGAAUUUGGCGAGAAGAUGCGGUGGCGAUGAAGCGGUAAAGGCCCUUGAAGCUGUGCCUGGUGCCGCAUCGUGCGCCACUGCACGUAGCCGUGUCAGUGAGAAACGGCCUUUGGAGACCCCUGAGGCGGACUCCGUGAACGCCGAGAGAGAAAGAGAGGAGCAAAGGCGAACAGUCCCACGCAAAGACGAUUCCUCUCGCGAUUUGGAGAAGGACGAGAGGAAGGACAAGAAACAGAAAAAGGAGAAGUCUCGCAGAGGCUGAGGCUGCACAGCGCGGACCAGACGCCUUCGCCGCAAAAGUUCCGUACAGAAAAUCCCCGCAUGGAUAUGCUAUUCACAAGUGCGUUAUCCACGGCUGCAUAUGCUUGGGUCCAUCGCCAGGCUAAUUUGGAGUCGAUCGUGCCUCCAUGCGUGGGGAGGGCCAGGACCCACGACCUUGCCCUUUGACACAGACCUGGACGGCAUGGGCAAGAACUCGCAGGCAUCAUCAUCCAGGUGUCUCCCAAUAUUUGCCAUGCUGUGGCCCGAAAGCUGAUGAGCAAUGUCCAUCACGGUUAAGACAGGACGGCCGCGACGAUGCUGCCAAUGAGCAGUGGCGGGGGAAGGGCACGGAGGAAUCGCAGUUCGAGGAGGAUCUCGAUUGAGGGAAUGCUAGUUGCCUUUCGGUUCAGCUUGCCAGCCAUGCUCCCACAUGGGUGUAGUGCGGUUGUAGAUCGACUGCUACUAUUCUUCACGCUUCGCGCAUCCCCACCAGCUGUGCUUCUCGGCUCGCGCGUUGCCAAUUAGAUCGGCCCGUGGCCCGGACCUUUCGACUCGGCGCCUGCGCUUCCGCUUGCGCCCGCGAGGAAAAA